CGAAAAAUUCUUCCAGGAUUGUGCAACAGAGUUUGCCCACAAUGACCUCACAUCUAAUCAUGGAUGUCUCAAACAUGUGCACACAUACCUUGUUAAAAUAACAGCUAUGAAGUGGUGGAGGCGUGGCUGCAGAGUCUAUUUAAUGAAACUGAGAAAAGAGACACAAAUGUACACACACACACAAAUGUGCUAACUGAAAAAAGGAACAGAGGAUAAGACAGAAAAAACAGUUCAAAUAGUGGAUGGACACCACCGCUGUCGCAAGGAUGUGGAAUGACACAGACCUUCUGAGAAAUGAUUCCUUUUCUUGUGCGUCCCCCUCUGUUGAGGGCUACCGUUACUUUGGUGUGCUCUUGGGAUCAGCAGUGACCAUAGUCGGAACUAUAGGGAAUAUUCUCACAGUUCUCGCCUUUGUGACUGAUGCCAAUCUGAGGACUCGUUUCAACGUCCUCAUCGUAAACCUUGCCUUUGCUGACCUCCUAUACUGCACAAUACUUCAACCGGUCAGCGUUGACUCAUAUCUACACCUGCACUGGAGGGGUGGAGCCACGUGGUGUCGUAUGUUUGGACUCCUCUUAUUUCUGUCCAACAGCGUGUCCAUCAUAACAUUGUGCCUCAUUGCUAUGAGCCGUUACCUGGUGGUUGCGCAUCGCACUUCUAGCUGUGCCCGUCUACUUCUGUCCCAGCGAGGAGUGGCAGCUCUCCUUAUCUCCUCCUGGGUGCUGGGUUUGGCCAGUUUUGCCCCUCUGUGGCCCGUCUAUGUAUUCGCCCCACAAGUGUGCACCUGCAGUUUUCACCGCACUAAAGGGCGGCCUUACACCACUGUGCUGCUUUUCCUGUACUUUUUCUUAGGCCUAGGCUUCGUAGGUCUUUUCUACUUUCUAAUCUACCGAAAAGUGAGUGUAGCCGCCAAGGCUUUUCUAAAGUACAGGCCCAGUCGUCGCUCAUCGAAACGCAAGCAGGCUGAAGCAGAAGGGACAACGGAUGACAGUGGCAUCAGUGCUGGAGCCUCAACAACUCAGAGCUGUGAGAUCAGCAGUGAUGGAGCAGUGGCAGAGCAGCAUGGGAAACAAGCACAGGAAGGCCAAACAACCACACAAAAUGCCACUCAACAUGCCUCAAGUGAAACAACUAGUAAAGCAUCUCCUGUAGUAAUCCAGAACACUCCAGCAGCUGCCAACUCAGGAGAGGACAAUGAAUUUAAGCGUGUAACACGAAUGUGCUUCACAGUCUUCUUGUGUUUUGUUGGAUGUUUUGCCCCAUUUCUGCUGCUAAAUGUUGCUGAUAAGAAAAAUCGUGCACCACAGGUCAUUCAUAUGAUAUGUGCAAACCUCACUUGGUUAAACAGUUGCAUUAACCCUUUGUUGUAUGCAGCAAUGAACCGGCAGUUUAAUCAGGCCUACAAAGACCUACUGAGCAAAGCUGCACAUCCACUAAGAUGGUUUGGAAGAACCCAUUGGUUUACAUCAAGAUAAUUAAAGUAGGGUACUGUAAUAAGUCCAUUCAAACUGGAUAUGACUAAAGCUACCGUUUUUAAAGUGCCCAAGAAAUCAAAACUAACCAUGAUGUUGUUAUAGCUCACAUUGCUAGUUGUGUGGUGAACAUUUCACCUGUGCAUGUGAUUAAGAAAAAAUUAAUAGUUUGCCCUUUUAAUCUUUAAUUGUAAUCUAAGAAUGCACUUCCUGUUUGUUUUCAGUUAAAUCAUCAGAUUACAAUUAUCUUAGCAAAUGGCCGUGGCUAAAAUAUUAAAUCACGCUGCUCCAAUGGUCAGCUUUGACAACAAAUGAAAAUAGUGAGCAGGAGGAGUCUGUUAGGUUGUAAUAACUCUCGCCAAACCCCAUUCUCGAUCUUUCUGAAUGAAAUGCCUACCUUAUAUUCAUUCAGCUCACAGUAGAAAAAACAAGCCACGCCCACUGCUUACUCAUUUAAUAUU
Messenger RNA from Danio rerio (zebrafish), 1933 nucleotides. The record is from RefSeq and is a predicted model, not a curated record. Lineage: Eukaryota; Metazoa; Chordata; Actinopteri; Cypriniformes; Danionidae.